CAUAUCCUAAUUUUUUACAAAAUGCUAAGCAUAAUUCAAGAGGAAGUAGCCCAAGAAGAGGAGCUCAAUAGAGAUAUCCAAGAAGUACGUCCCAAAGAGCUUGCCAGCUCUAAGGCUAAUAGAGAGCUUGACCCCAGCCAGGUGGAAAGGAACCAGAUUGUUAAACAAAGUGUCAAGAUUCUCAGGUGAUCCCUCACACAGAAGAAGUUACAGAAAAUUCGUAAUUUUGGGGGAGCAAGGAAGAUCCAAAGGGUGUCCAAACAGAGAGCUCUCUCUCCACAAUCCACUUCGAAAUUUUUCAAGAAGAGAAGUGAGGGUCCUCGGAAUUGUAAAUCUCCAGGACCAAGACUGAAGAGAAACUUGGUUAACGAUACUCAGAGCCAUAUGAAUCCUGUUUGAAAUCCUAAAACUAAGUUCUUAAGCCAAUAUGAUUUCAGAAAAAUUUUCAGGUCUCCAGUCAAGCCAGCCAUCAAACCUUCUGAAGCUUUACCUGAAGUCCAAAGACUGGUUGAGCCUAGUGCACCAGAACUGACGAAAGAGACUGCUCUCCGCCACCGCAGGUGGCGGAAGAAGGACCUCUCUUUCCAAUCGGGUUCCAAGGACUGUGUCUAUCUGCAGCCUCUGAGAAUCAAGCCUAGGAAGAGAGCAUCCAAUCUGGUCAAGAUCCCUAAGGACUUGUUACUAAAGAAUUUUGAUAAAUAAGAAAUUGUUCAAAA
Messenger RNA from Moneuplotes crassus, 716 nucleotides. The record is from the annotation of a GenBank genome assembly. Lineage: Eukaryota; Ciliophora; Spirotrichea; Euplotida; Euplotidae.